Molecule: messenger RNA, 1377 nt
Organism: Aspergillus campestris IBT 28561
Lineage: Eukaryota; Fungi; Ascomycota; Eurotiomycetes; Eurotiales; Aspergillaceae
Product: DUF409 domain protein
Exons: 3
Coding region: 1-1377 (458 amino acids)
Biological process (GO): GPI anchor biosynthetic process
Cellular component (GO): mannosyltransferase complex; endoplasmic reticulum membrane
Molecular function (GO): GPI mannosyltransferase activity; alpha-1,6-mannosyltransferase activity
Source: RefSeq, a predicted model, not a curated record
AUGGCCAACGAGGCAACAACACCGGGAUCUCCCCGGCUGCUACACCUCUCCCACCCGAUCCGAAGCUUGACGAUAGCUUUCGGCUUGUGGAAAGCCCUUAUCUUUCUGGUCGUCCUUGGGUGCCCGGGCCCGGGCUACGAUACCUCCACCGGUCUCCUGCCCUAUCUCAGCUCCGGGACCGGUGAUGUCAUCUCGAGGGACACUAAACAUGCCCCUAUUGUGGCCUUGUUGAAAUUCACCCGGUGGGAUUCUAUCUACUUUGUGCAUAUUGCCGAGAGGGGCUAUGUCUUUGAGCAAGAGUGGGCCUUUGGCUAUGGAUAUACUAGAAUCCUCGCCUUUCUCGCGUCCUUUUUCCAUCCAUCGAACGGAGUGGGCGAGGCUGCCGUGAUCACUGCAGUGGGCAUCGCAGUCUCCCACAUAUCCCACUACCUAUCAGUCCUAGCUCUCUACCGGCUGUCAGUCAAUGUCUUCGGCCAGCACUCCCGCGCGCGGGAGCUUCUAUGCUUCCUCACACCCAUCCUGCAUAUCAUCUCGCCCGCGGGGGCAUUCCUCUCCGCACCAUAUGGAGAAUCCCUCUUCGCGAUGCUAAACAUCGGGGGUUUCUACCUUUAUUCGUCCGCGUUUCUUGAUGCCCGGGCACGGAAGGGAGCUUCGAGCCAUGCGAAGUUGCUCCUGGCGGCGGGACUCUUCGCGGUCGCCUCGACGGUGCGCAGCAAUGGUGUCCUCAGCGGGAUCUUAUUUGCGUACGAUGCGCUGGUGUAUGCUUGGGCGAUUGUUUCGCGUGGCCCGUCUAAAGAAGCUUGUCUUCGCCUGGCUGUCACGAUUGUCGGUGGCUGUAUUGUCGGGUUGGGCUUCGUUCUUCCCCAAGUGAUUGCCUACUUGUCGUAUUGCACCGCCGGAGAGACGUUGCGUCCUUGGUGCCAGAGGCUCAUCCCUAGUAUCUAUGGUUGGGUCCAGGAACAGUACUGGAAUGUCGGUUUCCUUCGCUACUGGACCCUAUCGAACCUUCCCCUGUUCCUGCUGGCCCUCCCGAUGCUCGUCCUACUAUGCUGGUCUUCCAUCUGGGCAUGCAAGGGAGACAUCUCCCUCGGUUCUCCCGCAUCCACCGCCGCCCAUUCAUCCACAAUGGCGUCCCUGCUCAUCCGGCUUGCUCUUCCGCAGGGCAUUCUCGCCGUUCUGGCAUUUACCAGUUACCAUGUCCAGAUUGUCAACCGAAUUUCCUCUGGGUAUCCCCUGUGGUACUGGUACAUUGCCUAUCAGAUCCUCUCUGGCUUUGAAAGCAAACACAGUCGGGCUCUUCCCGUUGCGGUGACCAGCAUGGUGAUGUAUGGGCUGGUUCAGGCCACUCUUUUUGGUUCUUUCCUUCCGCCUGCAUAG